CUCACGCAACAAACUCACAACAUAAAAACAUUAUAGGAGCUUGAUUCUUCUCUCUGAGCGACUUAUCUCCCUCCUUUGUUUCCUCGUUGUUGUUUUCCUUUUCCUUUCUUAUUCCACUCUGCCCAUUUCUCCUUAUCCCUACUGUCUAUCCCUUCGUCAUGUCUGCUCCGAAGGGACCAACCCUCGUUACCAUUCCCCCGGAGCUGUGCCGGUUUGUCCUGGAGUCUCUCUCAUCGCGUGAUGUGAUUGCUCUGAGGCUAGUCUCUCGAGCUUUCUACAACUACUUCACUUCAGAAGAAGUGUGUCAUUAUGCCCACAAACUUUACUUUCCGUUGUCCUCAGAGUGCAGUAAAAUGCGACGGACUAGAAAAGAUUUUGACGCUGCUUACUUCAGGUCCAUGAACUGGAAGCAAGGGAGGCCCUCCCGCGUUGAAAUUAUCGAAAAGGUAGCGCGUGCUUCUACUAGCUUGACCAAUGGCUUCCUUGUGGAUUCUACUCAGAAUCUAUUGAUCUAUCAACGCUCCCGUGGUGUUAUUGUGAUCAAGGAUCUAAGUCACCCAGUGGAUGAUGCUGCUGCCGAUACCGUCAUCACUCUCUGUAAUGAGCUUGGGGAGUGCAUUAUGAAACGCUCCGAGAGUAUACUUCUUAGGGAUGGUGAGAGUAUUCGUAUGUCGACAAAUCGUGGGAUGCUGUUGGUAGUUGGAGAAGCGCAUGUCCACCCUCAGCCGCAAGAAUGUCGCAACUCUCAGGCCAUUGCUGGCGAAGGCUCUGGCUUCUUCUCCUGGUUGAACUGGGCCUGGGGUACCUCCUCCUCGCCUCCUCUGCCACCGAGAACUUUCUUUCAGCAUCCUCAUAGCCUUUGCGCUGUCUUCUCCACUGGCCCCCAGGACCGUGGAAAACUGCUCCAUACAUGGCUUGAACGUGAUUCUUUCAUCAUAGAGACUGCUCUCAACGAAUUCUAUGCUAUCGCAGAAUUCGAUCUUGUUGAGCAGCGGCUGGAAGGAUACAUUUUCCCGAGGGCUGGAAAAUCCUCGAGUAAGCUCAACAAACGCUUCUCGUUCACUUCAGCCAUUUCCCAACACACAGAUGGUGCUGAGGCAGGACAUCAUUUCACGAUUAGGAAGAAGGCUCUUUAUCCCCAACCCAGCUCCUUCUCGAUUGCCCCCGAUACUCGUGGCAAGGUUUUCUACCUAGGCUUCCUACCCCCUAGCGCAGAUCGUCGCCCUGUGGUUGAAGUGCAUGCUGUUCCACAGUUUAGUCCUGCAGAUGGCACCUGGAGUGAGUGUUCUGUCAUCAAACGAGUUGUUCUACGCAGCCUUGGAUUGUUCCCUGGAGUUACCAAUGGUCUGACCAGGUCAUCAUUUUGGGUCGACUUUGACGACGGAACCACUGUUAGAAACUUCAAAAGAUCCAAAAUUGGACCCUCUGGCAAGUUUGCCUGGGAUCCUGACGAAGACGUCGUCAGACUGCGAAUGAAAGGUGAUCUCGGCAUACCCGGCGUUACUGAAGAGGGUGAAUCGGUCAACAUGGUAACAUGGGUCGUCACUGCUCGCCCAUCUCCAAUUCAACCUUCCGCAAUCUCGGAUUGGCGUAACGGAAGAGAGUGGGCAGUGAUUCCUGAUAAUAUUAUUCACGAUAGCAAUGCUAGCCCCUACGCCAAUGAGAAUGGCGAGAUUGACUAUGAAGACGUUUAUCCAACUCCCACAUACUAUACAAGACCUCGCGACUUGCAAAAUUUCCUUAAUCAGUUGGAACUUCUUCCCCCCGACGUUGAACUUGACACACUUGAAGGGGCGAACGAGUCUGGAAACUAUCCUCCUUACCUUUGGGUCAAAAACCAAGAGAAGAUCAACAAGAAGGUCUACGCGCUUUUUAGCAAGAUGUCUCCUGGGAUGCUCGUGUUGGACCCCGAGGUUGAUGCGAGUGGGGGGCAUGGGAAGGCCUUUCUCGAGGACCCAUCAAAGCAUACCGUCUACCCUCCUGUCCCUGGAGUGAAUGAUGGAGAUUUCAGGCCUCCAGGGGUGCUGAUGAAGACCAAGUAUAAAGUUGAACUUGAAGUCGGUCGGAAGAUCGCUGUCCAUGAUGUUCAGCCCGUAAAGCAAGUGCCAAAGAAGGGGAAAUCCAGAUUCCUAGGAAGGGUCAGGGAUGAUGCCUACACAUCCACUGACGACAGCUUGACUCCGUCCGAGGGGGGUAUGAUUGAGCUGCCGGUCCCAGGAUUCAAUGAAGCCCCCCGUGAUAGAGUUCUAACACGCAUGGAUAAAAUGAACAAGAAGUUCUGGGUAUAUGGGAAGGAACCAGAGCUUCGGCGUAAGGGAGAGAUCUUGGAGGAGCCAAUUGGUGAUCGGAUUGUAAUUGUGAGGUUUGACUAG
Messenger RNA from Tuber melanosporum (Perigord truffle), 2372 nucleotides. RefSeq lists its product as uncharacterized. Gene Ontology annotation, molecular function: protein binding. The transcript has 3 exons. The record is from RefSeq and is a predicted model, not a curated record. NCBI's taxonomy places the organism in Eukaryota, Fungi, Ascomycota, Pezizomycetes, Pezizales, Tuberaceae. Bases 159 to 2372 code for a protein of 737 amino acids.